AUGGGCGGCCCAUAUGUGCCUCCAGGCCAGUCGCCGCCCUUCGAGGUCGUCGAUGAAUUGCAUCACGGGGCAUGGGUGAUUAUCACAGCUGCACUUGGACUGGUGAUUUCACUCGUCUGUUUCCUCAUUCGACUUUAUGUGAGGCUUAUGCUUAUCCCGCCGUUUGCGCGGGAUGAUUGGGUAUUACUGGGUGCUACUGCUCUCGCAGUUCUACAAUCAACCCUAGUAUUCUACGCUUGCUCGCGCGGAUUCGGCACAUCACUUACUCUAUUAAUUGACGGUCGACUCAAUCAGAUCCAGGCAUUAAUUGCAACAAGCGAUAUCCUCGCACUGAUUAUCAUCUACCUCUCCAAAUGCUGUGUCGUGGCUAUCUAUCUCCGCCUUACACCGCAAAAGCCUCAUAAUCGGGCAUCGUGGGCGACAUUAGCUCUAUGCACUGCUUGGAUCAUACCCGCUAUAUUCAUAGUGCUGGUGAACUGUGAACUUAACACACCCUGGCGGGGGGACGGUGGUCAGUGCAAUAACCUGUUCCAAAGAUGGCAAUUCAUUGCGGCAGUCGACGUGAUAACCGAACUCAUCCUCUUCAUACUAGCAAUAGUCCUCCUCAAAGGUCUAUUCAUGUCCGUUCGACGCAAACUAGCCAUAGGCUUUGCUUUUAUAUUUCGUUUCCCCCUAAUAAUAUUCUCCCUAAUCCACAUCUUCUCCCUAAACAACGCCCUCCAAAACAAAGACACAACCCUCGCCUCUGUCAGCCCCGCUCUCUGGAUACAAGUCGAAUUACACUAUGCCCUAGUCGCAUGCAGCGUUUUCUGUCUUCGACCGUUCAUGGCCGCUGUUAGUACAAAUUACGGUACGGCGGGUGAUUCGACACUGGAGAGUAGUGCGAAGGGGAGUUCGAAGGAUAGAUCUGGAUCUGGCAUUGGGUCUGGAUCUGGAUCGGGAUCCGGUUCAAACUCAGCAUCUGCUACCAGGUCCAGAUCGCAAUCGCGGGUUCAGCGAAAAAGGGCUGGGACGGCGCGGUUUAUGCCGCAUCUUGAUGCUAAUUUGGAUGGGUUGGGCUCGGAUGUUCCCUCUUCGUCGAGGGAUGUGCUUUGUCGGGAAGGUAAUGCGAAUACACAUGGAUCGUCGAGAAAGAAACGACCACUCGCGAGUGGCGGGUUGCCGAGGCCGACGCCAGACUCUGCGGCCGAGAUUCCACGUGUUCCAGUGCGCAGAUCUAUGUUCUCUCUUGGCACACCUCUCAAACCAGAGAAGGGAAAGAAGCACAAUUCGAGGAAUGGAGAGAGAAAUGUCUUCCCUAUAGACUCAGAUUUGAUUGAGCUUGUGCCGAGACCACAUGCUCGAUAUGAAUGUGGGGAUGACCGUGGCGAUGGAGAGGGUGAAGAUCCAGAUAAGAUGGUGAUCCAUAAAGAGAUCCGGUAUUCGAUUCAAUAUGAGGAUGAUGAAGAUGUUGAAGCGAGGCAGUUUGCACAGGAGGAUCCGAGAAAGAGUUGUGUUGAUCUUUCUGCUUGUGUAUAG
This is a messenger RNA of Penicillium antarcticum, 1518 nucleotides long. RefSeq lists its product as uncharacterized. The record is from RefSeq and is a predicted model, not a curated record. The coding region runs from base 1 to 1518 and encodes 505 amino acids. Lineage: Eukaryota; Fungi; Ascomycota; Eurotiomycetes; Eurotiales; Aspergillaceae. The transcript has 5 exons.